Molecule: messenger RNA, 2746 nt
Organism: Cydia pomonella (codling moth)
Lineage: Eukaryota; Metazoa; Arthropoda; Insecta; Lepidoptera; Tortricidae
Gene: tey
Exons: 10
Coding region: 522-2204 (560 amino acids)
Source: RefSeq, a predicted model, not a curated record
UAUCUUUUUAAUAAUGGCAAAAUGUGCGAGUGAGACACAGGGCUCCGGUUUUGCUAUCUCAAGUGGACCGUUUUCUCUAGUCUGGUACGAACACCUUUCUGGCUCGGUGACAAGGUUCAAUUUGGUAUGGCAAAAAAAGUCAUUGCACUCUCCACUUUAAUAUAUACCUUCAAGUUUACAGCUGCCAGCUGGACACUUUAUUAGAAUAGUAACUGUUUUCCUAUAAGAGAUUGUUCUUUUUACAUCUACCCUCCAUGGUUGCACGGAUGUGAUUUUAAUAAUUCAUAAAGGAGGAAAUUUUUUAAUAACUUAUUAGUUUAUGGUUUUAAGAGUUGUCAUAUUUUGCUUUUGACACGAUAAUAAAUAAAUAUUUACAUAUUUACAUUUAUUUCAAUGAUCAAAAACUAAUCUACUUAUAUAUUCAAAUAGAGUUUAAAGUAAAUAUGAUUUUUUAGUUAACAGAGCAGUUUAUAUAAGUGAAUUUACUUUGUUCUAAGUGAAAAGUGGCAAAUCUAGUGAUAAUGGGAUCUGGAUUUAAAUCGUCUCUAUAUGCAUGUUUGCAUCUUAUGCCGGAUUGGAUGCGAAGAGUAAAAGAUGAUUAUAAGGAGGAAGCAUGCGGAGCUGGUGAAUGGGGACUGCACCUUCUAGAAAAGCAGGGUCGUGCUGCCGUAUGGGUGGUGAGCGCGGAGCUGGGAGUGCGCGCUCCCGGUGUGGCCGCGUUGGCCUGUCGCCUUAUGGAGCGUUACUUGUAUAGCCAGAUGCGGCACUUAGAUAGCCACCAGAUCCAGCGCUUUCAGCAGGGAUUGCGCUCAAGGAUACCCGCGUUAAUAUCAUCAUGCGUACAAAUAGCUGCUAAGAGUAACUCGGCCGCCAUCUCCCUGUCCGCCUCGCACGUGAGCAGCUACCUAUUCCGGCAAGGAGUUGAUCACUCCGUCAAAGAUGUCGUCACGUGGGAAUAUCACGUGUUUCAAACUAUCGGUUACCGCGUGCCACUGUGGACGAGCGUGGAGGUAGCCGAGCUGCUGGCGGUGCAGACGCGGCUGCCGCCAACGUUGCUGGAGCCGCUGGGCAUCGUCGUCAAUCUAGCCGAGUUCAAGCGCGACCGGCUCGACCGGCGCGUGCGUUGGGUCGCCAACGUUUCACCUCACAAGUACCUGUGCACAAUGGAAGGGUUCCUGCACCAUAUGGCGCCGCAGUUCCUGCAUCCCGCGCUGCAGAGCUUCGGUUGCGGCGCCUUCCGGCCUAUCGGGGGCGCCUUCCACCCUCUGUACCCGGGAAAGGCCUUCGCAAGGCACUUGGGGGAGCAGUAUGCUCUCGGACAAUCCGUCGGACAAGCUCUCAGGAGCGUCCGGGACGACAGUAGCACGCCGCCACUGUACCGGCACUACCCGCGCGACGACACUAGCUCCCCAGGCUCCGCCGCCUCGGCGUCGCCGCGACCCUGCAAGGAGGAUGAGCCGCCCGCCACCGCGCCCUGCACUGACUCUCAUGAUUUCUUCUCUCCUGAUGGCGAGCGCAAGUCAGCAUGUGGCGUGUGCGGUGCGCGGCUGGGCCCGGGCGUGGCGCAGGCACACUUUCUGCAGGAGCUACAGCACCUCUACAGCCUGAGCGCAUUGCCACGCGACGCCGCGCCGCCCACGCACUCGCUGCUUCACCAGGAUGAGGACGCGCGCUGGGAGACGUACCAGCGUAUCCGCGCCAACCGGCAGCGGCGGCUGAAGUUGCGCACUCGCAAGCGACAUCACACCGUAGAGAGCAUGCUCGGGUACGACCUGGAGGAGGAGCGGCGCGAGGAGCGGCCGCGCGAGCCGCGCUACGACGCUGAGGACGAGCCCGUCGACGUCGAGGGCGACUCGCUCGGCUGGCCCGACCAGCCCAUCAACCUCGAUGAAAAAGAAACACGAAACGAUGGUGAAAAGUUGCACCUGAAUUACGCUGAGGACCUUGAAAUAUCCAGCACGAACGACGCCAUGCAGUCACCAGAACGCGUGAGGAUUGAAACUCCGAAGCCGCUGUCACUUGAGUGCGCGCCGAAGACGGAAAGCGCGGAGAGGCCGGCGGAGGUGUCCACGUCAGAGUGGGCUGCCGGGGCCCCCGCCGCGCGCGACUCCUGGCCGGCCAUCGCCAUCGAGGCCUACGUGCACGCCGCGCGCCACAAGAUCGACGGAGAAAAUUUGCCCUCCUCUACAGACUCCCGCAACUAAACACCUCGCCCACUCCCAUAUCGCCAUUUAUCAGAUAUUAAUAAAAGUUCAUGUGUUAUAUUGGCCCUAAGUGUAAUUACCAGUAGACUAUAGAAUGCUUGUGGCCAACAUAACCAAAAUUAUAUAGGUACACUUCUAAGAUUGUGCACCACUUCAUCAUAAGUAGGUAUAUGUAUGAGUAGGUUCAUAUAAACCAGUGAGUGUUUCAAGAUAUCUAGAUACUAAGGCUUCAUUUAACAAUGUCGUUCUGGUUCAGCCUAGCCUAACUUUACCAAUAUUGUGAAAAGUAGCCCACCUUGGGGUUAAAAAAGUUAAACACUAAUUUUUGAGUUUGUAAAUCUUAUGAUAAUAUUUAUUGUGGUUAAAUCAUGAGAGCGAGGUGAGGUGAUUAGCUAAUUAGAUUCGGUGUUCUAUAGAUCCGGUACAAUUUGUGUUGUCUAUUUUCAGUACGAAGUACUGAUGUAUAGCUAAGUAUGUAUAUAAGAUCUAACGGAAUGUUACAAAACCCAAGCUAUAUUAUAGGCAUACAUCGGGGUUUUUGG